AAAUUUUAUAGUAACUAGAACUCUCGAUAAAAACGGCUCUUUAUUGAACGAAUCGCCGUCAAACUCCCCUUUGUCUGUAAAACUUAUGAAUGGUUAUCGUUUUGUCCAAGUUGAUGACUUUUCUGAUCUGUCAUGUUUCACUCUUCAUCACAGAGUAAUAACUCCGCUCACUUUCAAAUUUGCUUGCAACAAUAGCUUCAACCAGGAAAGAAACAACUCUUUUUUUUCCAUUUAUUUCACAUACUUGGGCAAGAUCUGCUUCUAUAAACAUUAUUGAAUUCAACAACUCCAUUCAAAAUCCAACCUCAUCUUUCUGAUCAAAAUUUUUCGGACAGAAGUAAACAAACAGAAAGAACAAAAGACAAUAGAUUGGGACGGAGAAGAGAAAGAUCUUUUAAUUCAAUGUCGGCCACUUUGACAAAGAAGAAUCAUGAUCAAGUGAAUCCGGAUGCUGUACCUAUCGAUGCGGGGAUAAUUCGUUGCAUUUGUCCUUCCAUUGAGGAUGAUGGUUUUACUAUACAAUGUGAACAUUGUUAUGUUUGGCAGCAUGCUUAUUGUGUUGGCAUUACGCAUGCCACCAUACCCGAUCACUAUUUGUGUGAUUGCUGUGCUAGAAAGCAACAGCAAAAGAAGGGUCCUAAAAUGUCGAAAAGGAUACCCAUGUCGAAGAAAACUCUACAUAGACUGGAUGCUGUGGUGGAAGAAGGCUCUCAUCAGCUGAUGAGUGAAACAAAAAAGAAAAAGAAACGUCCUUCGAAAAGUAGAGUGGUCUCUCGAUUUGUACACUCUAUUUUUAAAGAAGCAAGAGAGCGUUGGACGUCAAGCCAACGAUGGAAGGAAUACGUAAAGGAAACAGCCGUAUCAGCCGUAGAUGGCAUGCACCCUCCUCCGAGCGCAGGGCCCUUACUGUUUGAUCACGGGCCUUUUGUCACCAUGGAUGCCAUGACUUUGUAUACAAAAGGUGUCCUCCUCAAUACGCCCGUUUCAAGCAAAGGACUUUUUGCAUCUAAACCCAUACCAGCUCGACGUUAUUUGCUGGAAGUGACAGGCGACAUCAUGCUAAAGUCAGAAUUCAAAUUUGAUCCUAUCAACGACUAUGUCAUCUUGGGCACACCUCUCAGUCAUAUCAUGUUUUAUCCCACCUUGGAUUUAUGUAUUGACACACGGCAGUUUGGCAACAAAGCCAGAUAUAUUCGACGUUCCUGUCAUCCCAACGCAGAAUUGAGAAAUUUGUUUUUGCCCUACGCCAAGGACGACAAAACCAUUCAUUUGGGUUUAUUUGCACGACGUGCGAUUGACAAGGGCGAAGAAAUUACCGUAGGCUGGAAUUGGCAGAGGGGACAUAUUGCUUGGAAAGAGAAUAUGAAUUGGCACUACCAUUUGAAAGAAAAAUCAAUGCAUGAAAGUGGCGGAAAUCAGGUCAUUGAUGAGGAGGAAGAGAGGAGACGUAAAUCCACCAUAAAAGCUUUGUUGACGAGAUUUGAAAAGGAAUUUGGCAUGUGUGCCUGCGUCAAUAAGAGGAAAUGUUUGAUUCAAUAUUUAAAGCGUCAGUCUGCCACGCCCAAAGAGACUGCCUCUCAGCGUAGAAAAUCAAGCGUGCCGAGCGUUGCAGCGUUUAAGAAUGGCAGACGAAAGUCAUCGGUUAUCUUGCUCAAACCGAAGCCUGUCCACCUAUCCAAUAGUGCCACCCACGCCAACAUCAUUACAGUGAAGAAGGACAUCAAGGAUAUGUCAGAAGAUGAAUUUUUAGAUGUCGAAGGAGAUAUUGAUAUUGGAGAUGAAGAAACAGCGGUCACCACCUCAGCUCCUCCACUCACUGAAGAUAACAGCGGUGAAGAAGAUCAUGAUGAUCUGUCUUCUUUAUCUUCCUUAUCUAGUCUUUCAGUGUAUGACGAUUCAGAUGAAGAAGCAUCAGCGAAUCAUUCGGAAAAAAGGAAGAAAAAGUCAUCCAAAGACGGCCUGAAACGAAAAUUGGGCGAUAAAGGCUUCCAUCCGAACAAGUCGUUCAGAAGAGCUACAGAUAAAGCAGGACCCUUGAUGGAUCAGCAGGAGACACCCUCACCCAAGGAAAAGAUCCCUAAUUUGCCGCGAAAGAAAUUGUGGAUGCUCAAUUACAUGAACACGGCACAAGUGGCUCAUUCCAUUGGAAGUGCGGCUUUAUCGCCUCAGAACGAUUUGAAAAAGGAGGAACACAAGCAAUUGCAAGAUGGGCCUUUAUAUAAAGAUACUGAUAAGGACAGCCUUUGCAUGGAACAAACCGAAGAGAUGACAGCCAUAUCUAAAGCGGAAGAGGAGCAUAUAGAAAUAGUUGACUCCACAUCCAUGAUCGAUAUCAUUACAGUACCAUCAUUAUCCUUACCUGUUCAGGAAACUGAACAACAAGCGGAAGUCAUUAUUAAGAGUGAAAUAGACAGCCGUGAACAUGAAGUGGCAAUGACUACAGAUACCCAAACAUCAGUGAUGAUAACGAACAAUAAUAAUGAGAUGACCCCUCCAGCAAAGAAUAGAAGUGAUAGUAUACCAAAGAGCGCUUCCUAUAAAGAAGAAGCAAAUGAACCGACAGAUGGAAUGGAUAUUGAUGAUGGUGAACUUAGUGAUGCUUCGACUGUUCAGUUGGACGAGGAUGAAAUUAAAGACAUAUAUUCAAAAAGUGAUAUGGUUGGAGAGCGAAACACAGAUGCAGCAAGCUCAUGAACAUAGUCAUAGAGGAUUAUUAAAACAAUCAACGUUACCCCCCUCCCUUCAUCAAAAAGAAAAUGGUUUUUUCUAACCUGAACUUCAUCAAUCAUACCCGUAC
Messenger RNA from Mycotypha africana, 2797 nucleotides. RefSeq lists its product as uncharacterized. The record is from RefSeq and is a predicted model, not a curated record. The coding region runs from base 403 to 2694 and encodes 763 amino acids. Lineage: Eukaryota; Fungi; Mucoromycota; Mucoromycetes; Mucorales; Mycotyphaceae. The transcript is spliced from 2 exons. Gene Ontology annotation, molecular function: protein binding.